UGCGUUAAAUAUUAACAAGCCUGGUUCAUCAAUUCCCUGGUUCACUUGGCUUCUUUUAACAACAGAUUUUAUUACAACAACUCCUCUGCCUGCCACCCUGCUCCUGUCAGCACAGCCAAUGGUGAAACCCAAGAAUCUGCUGCUGUAACUCUGCCUGCAGAGCCUGGCUGCUGCCCUGGCCCUGUGGUCUCCCCCAACGCUCUCCCUGGGAUCACCAAUGCUGCCCGCCUUUGGUGGCUGUGAGUAGCUUGUGCUGUGAGCCACUAGUUACAGAGAGGUGUUGGUCAAGGAAAAGUGAGAAAAGGAGUGAGGGAGCCCACAGGAAAGUGAGUUGGAAAGUGAGUUCCUGCUGCCAGAGGAGGAAGCAGUAAGCAUGGCCAGCAACUCCAGCACGCUGCCCAGGGUGACUUUCCAGACACCAGAGAAACCUGGGGAGGAAUCAUCACACAGGAAACUGGGCAAGUUAACCAUAAAGUACAACCGCAAAGACCUACAGCGCUGGCUAGACCUGGAGGAAUGGAUCAACACCCAGCUGCAGGAGCUGUACCAGUGCCAGCUAAGAGAGGAAUCAGAGGAAGCAGCUCCUGAACCACAAAUUGAUCUUGAAGACCUCCUGGAGGUCCCUAAUGAAGAACAGAAAUUAAAACUACAGGAAAUCCUCCAUGAGUGCUCCAGCCCAACAGAGGACUUCAUUACAGAAUUGCUUAGUCGAUUAAAAGGUCUCCGGAAAGUCACCCAUCCUCAGAAGAAAUGACCUUGCCCACGCAGAACACCCAGCUUUGGUCACAAGGCAAUGUGUAUUUUCCCCACAAAACCCAGGAUCAGUAACAUCACUUCAGAAUAUGUUUAGGACUUACUGUUAUUGAGAAUCACCACCAAGUUUGUGAACUUUGUACCAGGGGGUUGAAGUCUCCACUCCUUCCAGAUCUACGCACACAGCACAGAGCUAGACUGUACAAUUUCCUGAUUCUUAAAGGGCACAUAAGCCUGGGGAAAAGGACAAGAUAUCUUUCCUUUAGUUUCUUCCAUGAAUGUCCAUCCUGGCUGAGGAGCACUGAAUACAAUUCUCAGGAGCUCAUCAAGACUUCUUUCUUUCCAUCCACUGCAAGGAAAACAAGGCAUUGGUUAUCACUCAUUCAUCAACGUGGAAAAUCAGGCACUGUAAAGCUGCACCCUGUUUCAGUCUGGCUGGGACCCAGCUGUGAUCUCCUGCCUGUUACUGCUGUACCUGACUCUACAGCAUUGCAUGUACUUUGUAAGUCUUAUUAAGCCUCUGUUAUUCAUGAAGCUUGGACAGAAAAUAUACAGGAGGAUGGAAGGAAAAGGUUCAAGUGCACCUGGUCUACUUAAGGGGAAGGUAAUCAAACAGCUGCUAAGGCUAAUGGAAGAGAGAUUAAUUUUUCCUUUUUGUGGACUUUAAGACUUAAUGAUUUAGCAGCAUCUUCUAAAGGACCAAAGUCUGGCAAUGAUUUUUCUCAUAAUUUAAAAAUAUAUUGGAAAAAUGCUUAUUUUGUAUAUUAAAACUGAGAAAACUA
Messenger RNA from Apus apus (common swift), 1535 nucleotides. RefSeq names its product protein phosphatase 1 regulatory inhibitor subunit 14D (gene PPP1R14D). The transcript is spliced from 4 exons. Gene Ontology annotation, cellular component: cytoplasm. The record is from RefSeq and is a predicted model, not a curated record. Lineage: Eukaryota; Metazoa; Chordata; Aves; Apodiformes; Apodidae. Gene Ontology annotation, biological process: regulation of phosphorylation. Bases 374 to 754 code for a protein of 126 amino acids. Gene Ontology annotation, molecular function: protein serine/threonine phosphatase inhibitor activity.